AUCGCUGUGGUCUGGCAACGGUAGGGGCACGUAAAGCUUGUGGGAGUUUGUCCGCAAAUCUGUGCGAUCAAUCGUCCCGGGCCUACUCCGAACUGUAUGGAGAUAGGGGGUCAACAGUAACCGGUGGCGGUUUGGUUAUAUAAACCUGGUAUACCAAUCUGCAAGUAGUGAAAUAACUCCCAUCUCGAUGGCCUUGACUGCCGAGGAACACAGCGAAGCAGUUUUUCUAUUAGGUCCUUGGCUCAUUGGCUGCUACCUAGAGAUCUUCUUGCAAGGAAUUUUGUGUUGCCAGUUCUCGCAUUACUGGAGUUGGUAUCACGAUGACAAGCGGGCCUUGAAGUGGUCUGUCGUUGGUCUCAUGCUUUUGACAACGCUCAAGUCUAUACAAUCCUUCGCUCUCAUAUGGAUCCAAAGCAUUUUGUACGUUAACGAUCUUGCCGACGCCAUCAAUUUAAAUUAUACCGCAUGGUGGCAAUCGUACAACUCCCUCUUCGUCGCUACUAUCGGCAUAUAUGUGCAAGCCUACUUCUGUUACCGACUCUAUGUUAUAUCCAAAGGACCCUGGGUUGUUACACCAAUCGCAAUCCUGUGCGUGUAUGCUUAUGUCUCCAUGAUUGUGGCAUGCUACUACAUUACCAAGAUCGAUGAGGCAGCAAUCGGGAAAUGGUUCGCAUCCCAUCUUGGAUCUGUCUUUGCCGCCGAUUUCACAAUGACAUUCGCCACGGCGUACUUCCUGAUCCGCUCAAAGAAAAACGUUCUUCCUCAAACUGUUGGUUUGAUUACCGCCCUCGUGCGCUUGACAUUUCAGACUGCGGCUCCGGCUUCGAUUUGUGCCAUGCUCAAUCUCAUUUUUUCCCAAAUAUACUCGGGCCAGGAUAAACUCGUAUCCACUGCCUUCAAUCAGAUCCUUCCGAAAUUGUAUGCGAUUUCCAUGAUGUGGACAUUGAAUGCUCGUCGGAAUAUCCGCGCGGCAUCGAGCAGGGGGACCAGCAGCCACGAACUGUCGUCUUAUAACCGAUCGCGCCGUCGGACUGACAUGGAUUUGGGCGGGUUCAGCGGAGCCGGGAUUCAAGUAAGGACAGUACAAGAGACUAUUAAGCACAUUGAUCUGGAGGAUAGCGGCCGGAUGAAGGAUGCUUCUGAUCUAAGGACAAAUAGAGUAACCGGUAGCGACGAUUACUCCGAUUCCUACGACAAAGUCUGAUGUCGUGUAACUUUCCUUUCGUCUCCUUCUGUGACACCUCAUGUGUCGUUUUUCUUGAUGAUUUAUUGGUUGUUUAUAGAGGGACUACCAGUACCCUAUACAAUAGAUGUACAAAUUACGGAAAACGUGAA
Messenger RNA from Desarmillaria tabescens, 1335 nucleotides. RefSeq lists its product as uncharacterized. NCBI's taxonomy places the organism in Eukaryota, Fungi, Basidiomycota, Agaricomycetes, Agaricales, Physalacriaceae. Bases 188 to 1204 code for a protein of 338 amino acids. The transcript has 12 exons. The record is from RefSeq and is a predicted model, not a curated record.